AUGAAUUAUCUUAACAUUAGAUUUUUAAAUCAUUCGCUGUGUGUUUUAUACUGUCUAUCUGACUUGGUGGAUUUUGCCAUGACAGCAUACGAGAAGGAAGUAAUCGUUACUGAUGCGAAGAAGGAAUCAGAUGGUUCCUUGGAUUUGGAAAAUGACGAUAACUACUAUGGCGUGGUGGAAGAAGACUCAAAGAAGCUUGGAAUAGUUGACAAAUGGGCGCAAAAGUUAAACGCAGAAACUAAAGGUAUUGAACGGAUUUCUGAUGACGAAAGAACUCAAGCUUCUGUUUUUGCUGCGGGAUCUAUGUGGCUCUCAGCUAAUCUUGUAAUUGCAACCUUUAGUUUAGGUACUUUGGGAAUUACAGUAUUUGGUUUAUCUUUCUGGCAAUGUGUUUUAGUCAUCUUAUCUUUCUCCUUCAUGGGUGCCUUUUCUGUUGCUUUUUUUUCUUGUUUUGGACCCAAGUUUGGCUUGAGACAAAUGCUUUUGUCAAGAUACUUUGUGGGUAACUUCACUUGCCGUAUAUUUUCACUUAUUAAUAUGAUUGCUUGUGUUGGUUGGGGUGCAGUUAAUAUAAUGGCGGCAGCCCAGUUACUCCAUAUAGUUAACAAUGGUGCUUUACCUCCAUGGGUUGGCUGUAUCAUAUUAGUUGCCCUUACUAUUAUUGUUACUUUCUUUGGCUACCAUGUAAUUCACAUUUACGAAAAAUGGUCUUGGGUACCUAAUGCUAUUUGCUUCAUUGCUAUUAUUGCUAGAAUGGCCAAAUCCAAAACUUUUACAUACGGUACCACUGUUGGCGGGGUAACUACAGCAGGUAAUGUUUUAUCUUUUGGUGGUGCUGUUUACGGUUAUGCCACUGGCUGGACAACAUUUGCGGCCGAUUAUACUGUUUACCAACCAAAGAGUUACCCAACUUGGAAGAUUUUCUUUGGUGUCUUAGGUGGGCUAAUGUUUCCUCUUUGUUUCACAAUGAUUUUAGGAGCCGCUUGUGCCACUGGUACUUUGACCAACGAAAGAUGGAAUGAAUUGUACAGCAAAAAUGCUGUUGGAGGUUUGGUGUACGCUGUUCUAGUUGAAGAAUCUCUACAUGGUUUUGGUCAAUUUCUUUGCGUUUUGUUAGCUUUAUCAACAGUAGCCAACAAUAUACCAAACAUGUACUCAAUUGCUCUUUCAGCACAGUCUGUGUGGAAUCCAUUAAUCAAAGUCCCACGGAUAGUUUGGACUAUUGCUGGUAAUUUGGUGACUUUGGCUAUUUGUAUUCCAGCCUACUAUGAGUUUGAAGAUGUCAUGCAUAACUUUAUGAACUUGAUUGCCUACUAUUUGGGUAUUUACCAAGCUAUUUCCUACUCAGAACACUUUAUUUAUCGAAAAGGAAAGUUUGCCAAUUACGAUUACAUGAAUUACUUGGACCCAAAAUCCUACGCAGCUGGGUAUGCUGGGACUUUUGCAUUUUUUGUUGGCAUUGCUGGUUGUGUUUUAGGUAUGAACCAAGUUUGGUAUCAGGGUGUUAUUGGGAAAAAAAUUGGUGACUAUGGUGGAGACAUCGGAUUUGAGAUGGGGUUGGGUUUUGCUUUCAUAGCUUAUAAUAUUGCCAGACCUUUGGAAUUGAAAUAUGUUGGUCGUUAG
Messenger RNA from Lizanozyma spartinae, 1623 nucleotides. Its product is annotated as cytosine permease. The transcript is spliced from 2 exons. The record is from RefSeq and is a predicted model, not a curated record. Gene Ontology annotation, molecular function: nucleobase transmembrane transporter activity. Gene Ontology annotation, biological process: cytosine transport; transmembrane transport. Gene Ontology annotation, cellular component: plasma membrane; fungal-type vacuole membrane. Lineage: Eukaryota; Fungi; Ascomycota; Pichiomycetes; Serinales; Debaryomycetaceae. Bases 1 to 1623 code for a protein of 540 amino acids.